Halichondria panicea is the source of this 1412-nucleotide messenger RNA. Its product is annotated as CUB and sushi domain-containing protein 2-like. Bases 508 to 1113 code for a protein of 201 amino acids. The transcript is spliced from 6 exons. NCBI's taxonomy places the organism in Eukaryota, Metazoa, Porifera, Demospongiae, Suberitida, Halichondriidae. The record is from RefSeq and is a predicted model, not a curated record.
UCACUAAUCAACAAAUAGAAGAAGGAAAAUCCAUGAUCUAGCUAGCUAGCUAGCUUAUAAGAAUCAAUGGCUACUGUAACUCUAUUUCUUUGUUGUCUGCUGGGAAGUGUUUCUCUUGUGCAUGUAUGGACAACCUUUGAUUCGACUGGUAUCACCAACUGAGCCCCCUGACACUGACCACACUGGAGAUGUCAUCUCGUUCUCUGAUGUUGGAUCUAGAGCAGGAACUGGUACUAAUCCACGAGUCUGGUAUUGCUACACCUUAGACGCUGGUGGUGUAGUGUGGCAGGGUCCUGAUGGGACUAACGUGCCCAUAGGCGUCCCGAACAAUCCCAACACAGCCGCAGUUGAUGACGAACUGGUGUUUCUGGAGUUGCCGUUGCUCUGCAUUGUGGUCCCACACACUUCAGUCCUGAUGGAGAACACUGCUGUAGGAGGUUUAGCACAGGACUGAGUAGAUGUGUCACCUUCACUCCCUGCCCCACACUGAGUCCCCUGUCUAAUGGAAUGAUCUCAUACUACCCUGGUACCGACAUGGCCACAGCCACCUACAUCUGUGACACUGGGCACACUCUGACUGGUACCAUCUCAUCCAUCACCUGUAAUAAGGCCACAAGGCAGUGGAGUAGCACUGAGAGAUCCACUUGUGAACUGAUUUGUCCAGACCUCACCAUCCCAGCACCACUUGUGUACAGUGACACCACCAUCCCCAGAGAUGAUGGCUCCAUGGCUACCUACACCUGUGACACUGGCUACCAGGUGACUGGACUGAUGAUGAGGAUGUGUAGUGUCAGUGGAUGGAGCACUGCUAUCUGUCCUGUCCUCACCCUCUCCAAUGGAUUCAUCGUCUACGAUCCAAACUCAUCCCCCGUACUAGAGGGAGCCAUGGCUACACACGCCUGUGUCACUGGGUACCAACUGUCCUUAUCCCCGGCUACUAGGAUCUGUCAGUCUGACAGAAUGUGGAGUGGAGAUGACAUCACUUGUGAACUGAUUUGCCCCAACCUUGGCGUACCAACCAAUGGAGGAGUGACCUACAGUGACACCACCAUCCCCAGAGCUAUGGACUCCACUGCCACCUAUCUGCAGGUAUUAUUUUCGUAUCCACUAUAGAGCUGGUUCUACUGCCAGAAAGUUUCCAAAAGGAGCAGAACUUCUAAAACUACUACAAUAGGAUUGCACGACUAUGGAAUUGACUGGACCCUAUCGAUCUAACAUCAAUACAAUCUAUUACGAACUAAGGGAAAAUUCGACAUUGGUGCUCGUGCCCCUGUGAAAACUGUCUCAUGCACACAAUUGCAAAUUAGUAUGGUUUAGUCUCACUCUGUCAGUACUCAUGAGAUCACAAACUUGCAACAUUGUCAUGUCAUUCUCAAAUACACUGUUUCUAGACUAGACUACUGCUCAAUAAU